Messenger RNA from Antechinus flavipes (yellow-footed antechinus), 18661 nucleotides. It is a transcript of the gene SLC16A4, whose product is annotated as solute carrier family 16 member 4. Lineage: Eukaryota; Metazoa; Chordata; Mammalia; Dasyuromorphia; Dasyuridae. The record is from RefSeq and is a predicted model, not a curated record. Gene Ontology annotation, molecular function: monocarboxylic acid transmembrane transporter activity. Gene Ontology annotation, biological process: monocarboxylic acid transport; transmembrane transport. The transcript has 6 exons. Bases 13073 to 14143 code for a protein of 356 amino acids.
CCACCUGUGUACCUUUCCAAAUUUUCCUAAAGUUCCUGCUUUCUCAUAAAAAUGAUUUCCAUUGGUGGAGAUAUGGUGACUAAUUAACUUUAAUUUAUUUCACUAACAGAGGACAUUUAAGGAAAAAUGGGAGAAGUGUGAAAGUACUACAUUUGUCUGUUAAAAUAUUAACUUUCUGAAAAUAGGAAACGUGUCCUCUUAAGUUUUUUAACACAUAAUCAUGUAUAAACAGGCAAGCAGAUUUUUUGAUCGCAGGCAAGUGAAAUUUAAUUAUUACUCUACAUUGAGAGUAGCUAUUACCAGUGUUAGGAAGAAAUUGUAAUUCUACAGUAAGAGAAAAUAUUUCUCUAAUAAAUAUACUUUAAUGCAAUAAAUAUUCACUGAAGUUCUGUUAAGGUCUUCCAUGUUAUCAAGUCAGAAUUUGCCCUUCUUCAUUUUCCAGUCUCAUGCCAGCACUAUUCUCUGAAGAUGCUUGUAAGACACAUCUUCAUGAAUUUGAAGAUGACUUCAAGUGUGCCUCACAACAUUCAGAGUCUUCACCUCGAUUGUCUUCUGGAACCCUUCAUUUCUGUCAGUGUUUCUCCUAAAUUGUGACACCCAGAAGUAAACAUCUCUCAUUCUCAUAGUCUAUCCAGUAGACACUGCUACAGAUAACAUAGGACAAGAGUUGUUGUCUGCCCUAUCAUCCCUAUGCUGAACUUAAUUUUUCCUAAUCCUAAAUGAAGGAUUUCACAUUUACUCUUAGUAAAUGCCAGCAUGUUCUAUUCAGUUCAUCAUACCCACUUAUUGAGCUAUUUCUGGGUUCUGCUGUCUUACUAUGUAGUGUAAUGAGGAGAAAAAAUUGGACUCAGGAAACAUGAACCAGUAUCCCCAUUUUAAAUAUUUAUUUGUAUUACUUACUUCACAGGGUUGUUAUAAGUUGUUUUUAGUUUUUUAAGUAGUUAAAUGUGAUUAUACAGUUCUUCAGGUCAAUUUCUGCACCUGCCAUAUUAAAAGCAAUUGGAAGUAUUUAAGAGGAUCUGGCCUUUUGUCAGGAUGGGUAGUGAUGAUGUUCAUAUCCUACUGUAGUCCUUACCAUCACAGAGGUUUCAUCACCCUGUAGUCAACUCAGUUAUGAGCCUGUCCACACUUAAAGUAGGCUAAUUGUGCCAGCUGCAUCUUCAAGAAUUCAAGGUCACAGCACCUCAAUGGGAACUGAAGUAUCACUUCACCGCGGCUGCCAAAAAAAACCCACACCCAUGCAUGUUCUCAAGGAUCAUAAAUCCUACUAAGGGAAUGGGAAAUAAAGGGAUCCAGAAAAAAGGAAAGCAUAAUACUUUGAUAAGAAUUCGAUUUUGGAGUCAACACCUGAGCUGAAGGCAAAACAGACAUCUUUUAAGCAUGGAAAAUGUUCAUAAAGGAAAUAAAGGCCAUAAAGGAAAAUGUUCAAUAGGUAAACUAAAGUUAAUAAUUCAGAGCAAAAUUGGCUUAGGUAUAUUGAGAAGCUACCUGCACAGAGCUAAUAAUUAGGUCAGAUGUUAAGGAAUCACCAAGCAGUUAACAGGCUCCAAUGGGUAAGGGAUGGUACUUAUUGGGUGUUAAAACAGUCACACUUAAGGAACAAGAUAAUGAACCUGCCAAAAAAUAGGAUCUGUUACUAGAGGAAAAGCAGGAAAAUGAUGUCACAAAAGCCAAGGGGAAAAUAAAAUUAAAAAAACAAAACAUGGAGUGGGCAAUGUAAAGUUUAGAGUUGGAGGUGAUUACAUCUUAUACUUCAUUAUUAUUCAACAGUUGGCUGGAAGUCAUGAGUUGGACUUGUUUUAAGCGGAGAAACUUGAAAUUUGAAGGUGUUUUGGUCAUCAACUUUAACAUUAAAGGUUCCAGUGAUGAAGACAGAGAUAAGAAUGGAAAGUUCAGGCACAUGCUCAAGUAAAUUAAGAAAAGGAAGAAUCUGGGGGCCAGGAUGAAGUAACCAGAUGUGAAUUUCAAAGGAGACAAGUCUGGUAUAGCAGUUGGAAAAGAACAAGUAUAUUGACUCCUGCUUCAAAGGAGGAAGGAGUGGAGAGAAAAAGCUCCCAGAAUCAUUGAAAGGAUAGCUGAGGAUUUUCAGGAGAAAUCCAGAAGAUGUUAGUUUAAGAGAUUAAUAAUGGAACUGGGGUUGUUUGCAAGAAAAUAGGGUUUUUGAGGCAAAGGUAGGAUAGGUCUGAGCCAGGCAUAGGGAUGAGAGCUAAGAGGCCACAGAGGGAAAAAUUUUUGCUUGGAUCAAAUAACAGACCUCGCCCCUCCCUUCAGGAAGUAAAGUCCACUGGGAAUGAAGCCUGGUUUUGCUCAGUCUGCUCUUUUUUCAGGCUCCUAUAAAUGCUCACUUGUGCUAUGUUUCACAGUAUGCUGAAGCAAGAAGCUGUUUAUUGAAAAGGAGUAAAAACCCAAGACAUGGUAUAUUUGCUUUUCUUCUAAAAGAGCCUUACUUGAUGAGGCUUUCUUUCCUGAGUUUCGCACCAAAAGGUAAGACAAAUGUAAUUUUGUGCUUCAUUUGAUGAACAGUCUGGAUAUCUUCUUCUCCCAAUACCAGCCUUUCUCCUUCCCCAUCUCAGUCCAAAAAUUCAAGCAUUUGGUGUUAUCAUGUUAUCCCAGACCUAGGUCUGUUCCCCACCCAAUUACCAGUACCUAUCCUGAUGUAUGGAGGAUUAAUAAAUUAAUUGUGCUAAAUGGACCCUAUUCUAAAGUUAUCUUUAAUAAAGGGCUCUCUGGAGGUGCCUUAAGAUGUCUCAGGCUUUUUGGAGGUUGGGGAAGGGCUAUCAGACCUUAUUAAGGGUAUUAGUGAAAAGAAGGAGCCCCUACAAUUCAUCUUUUUAAUCACUUCCACAGAAUUAUGUGCUAAUCGUUUAUUGAAUUAAAAGUAUUUCCCACACUAUCAACAUAAAAAAGUAAAAGGGAAUUGGUCAAAUCCAUUAUGAGAGAAUAGGGUGAAAAGGCACAUGAAUGCUCUUCAUUCAAACCAAGAAAUAGAUCAGGAAUUCUUCAAGAUUCCUUUUCUCAAAUAUGUGAAAAUUUCAAGAAAGGGAUCAGGAAUCUCUCAGGUUCCUUUUCCUCAAAUAUGUGAAAAUUUCAAGAAUGUCCCAUGUUGACGGGUCAAGAAUUUUAUAGAUGGUUGGUAUCCCUUUGGUGGAACAAUCCUAAUGAUCUUUACCUCCAUCUGACCCACAAAGAGCAUAAUUUUCAAGGACCAUUACGUGGCAAUCAAUUUUCUUUAAUUAAAAAAAAAAAAAAAAAAACCAGGACUGAAGAAAAUUCUCCAAACUAAAAAAUAAGUGUAAAAACAGAAUGUCUUAAAACCAAGUUCAGAAAAAUAAAAGGAGCAAGUAAAUUCAAAAGUGGUGGGUGUUUUCAAUUAGUAAACUGUAGAAUAUCCUAAAAUGAUUGAAAUUGAGCUUAAAUUACUAACUAGGAAAUGGGCACUUUCUUACAGGAUUUUCUUACGAGUGAGAGAAGUGGGACCAAUCGUCAUGCUGAAGGGGACAAAGUUACAUCCUUAUACUGAACCCCUUGAUGGAGGAUGGGGAUGGAUGAUAGUAUUUCAUUUCUUUCUGGUAAAAGUUUGUGAGAUUAUAAUUUUUACUUUCUACUAGAAUAUCCAAAUUAUGAUCAACUGCUUUACUUUAGCUUCCUGCAGUUGGAACAUGGGGAACAUGGUCCUUUCAAGGAAACAUAAAGGGAUGCUAAAAGGAUAUAGAGAGGAAAAUUAAUACUUUGGCAAAUGUCCAUUCCUGCCUCCCUUCCCUAUGUAUGUAUGCAAGUAUGAGAGUCAGUGGCACAGGAUUACCCAGUGUGGUACACCCACAUUAAAGAGGGAACUCAGCUCUAUAAACAAAACAGAACUGCAGUAGCUCAAAACAAAUGAGAGAUAUGCAAAUUUAGAGAUAUCUCCAUUCCAAAUGUUUGAGUGAACUAUUUGUGUUUGAUCUGUGGCAAAAUCUCCCAAGCUCAUAUUGGUCUGAUCAGCUCCAGCUGGACACAUUGUGCUCUGAUCCCAAUAUGUGAUGUCAUUUUGAGCUUCUUUUAGAGAGAUAACUGACCACCCAUGGUCAGCAGCACCCAUCAUUCUGGAAAGGGACAAAGAGAGUAGCUAAAUUCUCUUCAGAAAGGCAGAUUAAAAUCCAUUGUCAAUAUACAACUAUUUGUAACUUUCUUAACUUUAAAAAAAAUUCUACUGGAAAACUGACCUUUCCUCAUUCUGAGUUUUCCCUUUGUUAAAAAGUAACUAGCCUUCACACUCAGUUCUACAAUUAGUCCCCCUUUCCUUGAGGAGCUUGAAGGAGAAGGAAGGGGGGAGAGGGUCAAGUUGACCCACGGUACAGUGGAAAUAUCCCCCAGACAAGGUUCAUGUCUACCUCUAUCACCUUCCCAUCACUCAUUCUUAGAAUGGUAAUCCUAUACAACCAGACACAAGUCAAGCUUUAUUGCCAUUCUUAAGAACAGAACUUCCUUCAUUGUAUACACUGGGUGAUGGUGCUGGUAGUAAGGAAAUGAAGAGGGGCUCCAAAUAAUUUCCAUUUGGUUUUAGAUUGAGUCAGAAAAUAAAAUAAUGCGUAGGCCUUCAGGUUGAAUCUUUUUCAGCUCAGUCUAAUAGGGAGCAAACUACAUGUCUUAUUGUGCAGUCAUGUCUAAUUCUUUAUGAUACCAUUUGGGGUAUUUGUGACAAAGAUAUUGAAGUGGUUUGCAAUUUCCUUCUCUAGCUCACUUUACAGAUGGAAAAACUGAAGCAAGAAGGUUAAGUUACUUGCCCAGAGUCACCCAGCUAAAUAAUUGUCUAAGCCCAUAUUUGAACUCAGAAAAAUGGGUCUUUUUGAUUCCAAGUCCAGUGCUCUAUCCACCACACCACUUAGCUGCUAAUAAUGUAUCUAGGAAGUAAAAAAGUGUUCAUAGUGGAGACCAGAAUUUACAAUUCGUGGCAAUAACCAGUCAGCUGUCAUAUCUAUCUCUCUUGAGGGAAAGGAAAUGGCCCCCAAAAUCAGUAGCAGGACAGAUAUUCCUUGGCUGGAGUUCAUUCAAUGCAUCCUAUUAAGUUGACAAUAAGUGCUAGCCAGCAUUGUGCCAGUACUUGAAAAUAUUAAAGUGAGCCAAUUUCAGUCUCUAUAUUCUAUCGGAGAGAAAAGUGUCCAGAAAUAUAGGACACACACAAUAUAAAAUGCAGAUUUCACAAAUAAUAUACCGUAAUGAGGGCAGGGACAAUCAGGAAAGGCACUUUGGAGAAGGCAGCACAUAAGCUGAGCCAGAAGAGAAGAAGACUAAGGUUGGGGACCACUCCAGGCACAGAAGCUAAAGAUGAUGUCAUGAGAAGCAUCAAUAAGGUCCCUUCUCUGCAGCACACAGGCAGUGUGUGCAGCAAGUAAAGUAUAAUCAACCUGGAUAGUCCAGAAUCAGUCUCUGAAGGGUUUUAAAUGCUAGAAGCUGUGGAAAGCUUCUUAAGCAGGUGUCUGGUCAAACUUGUACUUCAUUUGGCAGCUGGAGGGAAGGAGGACCAUUUGGAGAGAUGAAAGAACCUGGGAGGACAAAAAAAGUAGACUAUUGCUACAUAGUCCAGGAAGGAGCCAGUAAGUCAGAGACUCACAAAAUGCUUGGGAACCACAAGAUUGUUUCUGUCCUUUGUUCUCGAAGAGGACCUUAACAUCAGGAAGAUGAUGCUGUGACAUGCAAAUGAGUGGGACUGAAGUGAGGGAGGCUGUGCAAGAUCACCAGCCUCGCUUUCUCCUCAGCAGCCCUCUGGGUCCAGGGACCAGAUACAACUCAGGAGGACUGGAGGUGGCCCUAGAUGCAGUAGGAGAUCCUGGCCUUUUGAAGCUAAGGUCUUUAACAGGCUUCAGUUUGAUUGAGGCAGCACCUACUUGGUGGUUAAGACUAGGUAGGAAUUGAGGCAAAGAAUGAUUUCUUUUACCUACUCAAAAAAACCUCAUCUGGGACAAUAGAUCCUCAAGAUUGCUGGCCAAAAUAGAAACAACUGCCUUUAGAAGAAACCAGAUGCCAAAUGCUGAUUUCACUUUUUCUUCUCUAGAGGAGAGAGAUUUUAUUUUCAACAUGAGAUGCUACAAAGUAACUUCAUAAACUGCAUAAUUCCAACUAAAAAACUUGAGAAAGUACUCUGUCGUUCCUCUCCGCCCCCCUCCCCAUGCCUUUUUUUUUUUUUGUCAUAUUGAAGGCUUAAAAUUAGGCUACUUGAAAAAAUACUUUCCAGGAAAACUUUUCCAAAGGCAUAUAAUUGUUUUUGACAGUAAAAUCACUUUCAUGAUACCCAGAAUUUUUAAGGAGAUCGCUAACCUCAUUUUCAGAUGAUUACCACCAUUAAUUUGUGUCUUGGUGCCAUAUUUCAGAUUAUGUUAGGAAUGCUCUUUCUGGGCUUCUCCAGCCUGAGAAUCAGGCAGGGAAGCAAUAUGUCAAAACAAAACAAACCAGCAAUGGAAAAUCAGGAAAUAUGUCACAACUAUCAACAUCAAAAGAAAACUGGCUUCUUGCUAAGUGUCCUAGAAAUCACAUGGGGGAGGGGGGGCAGAGCACAACUAUAACGUUUUAGUCCUCCUUGACAUCUCUGCAGUAUCUGAUACUCAAAAUAUGUUUUCUAAGAUGACUGGACCCAGCUCAUCCAUCAUCUAUCCAAAAUUGCCAGGCAGCUCAACUUUAUACGCAAAAUCUAUUCAAGAAUGCAUGUUAUGGUCUAGCUAAGAGAUGUUCUUCGGGGCCUUGAGGCUCAAAAAGAAGCCGGUGUUAGAGAUGUAUACCUGAGAGUCACCUGCACAAAGUUAAUCUAAAUUAUGGAAGUGAAUGAGAUUCUCCUAAGAAAGAACUAACAUUAUGAAGAAGAACUACCUUAAAAGAUUAGGGAUAAUUGUGAAUUGGAGGUUGAAAGACCAUACUUGGAAUUCCCUUUUUUAAAAAAGAUUCUGAGAAAGGAACUGGAAGGUGAUUCUAAGCUCUAGAAUACUGUGGUUCUACAACAGCUUUAUGAAGCAGAUGGUCAAGUCCUUUUCCUUGGGAUGGUUAUAAACAUUUUACAUAUAAACAUACCCUAGUCUUACAAGGCCUUCACAAUGCAGCUCCAACACGCUUUCUUUCUUUCCUCACUUUAUUUCACAUUCUGAAUCCCAGCCAAACUGCACUAUAUAGAGUUUGAUCCCAUUCAAUCUUUUUAUUUCCCUUCAAGGUUCCAUUUAUGUGCAGGCUCUCCAUGGAAUCUUGCAUAAUUCCACACAAGCUAAGAUAACCCCAAUCUUCAUUCUGGGUUGAAUCAGUUUUUCAACAGUUUUCAACACACACAGUACCCAUUCCUAACUCUUAUAGUGUGACCUCUUUGUGGACAGGCUGUUUUCAUCUUCUAAGGACAAGUUGGAACUUAAUAAGUGUAUGUCAGCUUAGAAGCGUAAGUCAUCUUAGAAAUCAUGUUUGAAUAUCUGAUACUGUAGAGAUGUCAAGGAGGACUAAAAAAUAAUGGCCAAGUGAGAGGGAUGGAAGCCAAAUUUCAAAAAAGAUAGUGAGGAAGUAAAGGCAAUCAAAUGUAGUCUUUAAAAUACCUGAUAGGGGCAGGUAGGUGCUACAGUGGAUAGAGCACCAGCCCUGUAGUCAAGAGGACCUAAGUUCAAACCUGGCCUCAGACAUUUAACAAUCCCUGGCUGUAUUACCCUGGGCAAGUCAUUUAACUCCGAUUGCCUCAGCAAAACAAACAAACUGACAGUGAAGGGGAAUAAAAAAAUGGAUGCUAGCUGUAAAAAAACAGAAGGGUCAAAAAAGAAACUAUCCAAUUUGAGGAAACCUAGCAGAUGAAAAGAUCCAUAAUUUUUGGAAUCAUAACUUGGGAGACAAAAUGGGUUCAAGUGCACAGGUAAGGUAAUUCAACCCAUUCUUUUGGGGAAGUUUUGAGACUUCUCACACUCCUUUCUAUCUACUCCAGUUUAUCAAUGUCCUUCCCUAAAACAUGGCACCCAGAAUUUGAAUCUUUGGCCACAGGUAAGGAAACACUUUUCCCAAGAUGUUCAGGAAGCUUUUAUGAGGCAUCUGUGACAGAGAUAUAAAAUCUCAGCAUUCAAAGCUACUUGAGAGAUGACCUAAUCCAACCUGUAACUGCACAAGCCAUAUGCUAUAAAGUGGGAGGAACAGGAAUGGGAUUCAAAAUUUUGAGGAAAGAAAAAGUUUGAUGAAAUCACAUUAGGGAAAGAGAUCUUGAAAUAUUAGAAAAAAAUGCUUAUGUCCCCAAGUCUACUCAGAGAAACAUCCCCAGCUUCUUCAACCCAUUUUAUGAGACAACUGAAUCUCUUCACUAUCCUGGCUGGCCACCUCUCUCUCCCAAUAAUGCUUCAAAGAUGAAUAAAAACAAUUUAGUAAGUUUUCAGGGAGGAUUUCAAUUUCCUGCCAAACUCUUUAGUUUUAAUCUUCAUUGAAGAUCGUUCUCUUUGGUGGAGGAAACAAAAACAAAAAAUGGGUCCCUACCUAACAGAAUCCUUACUAAGCAUACCUUACUAAUCAAGGCUUAUAAACGUCUUAUUUCCCUAGGUGCUUAAUUAUUACACCCUUUGUCACCUAGCUACACAGACUAGGUCCUUGGCACAAUUUCAGUGUUGUGCAAUUUCCUACUCAUGUGCCCAAGGCUACAACCCUCCUGGAGAUCCACAUUAGAAAAGUACAGCAAAUCUGCCAAUUGACAUUUGUCCUUAUUGCCACUCCCUUCAGGUUUAAGAACGGUCUGUUGUGUCCUUGCCAGUCUGACACCUUAUGUUUCAUUGGGCACUUGCACUAAGGACUCUUGGCAUUAACCUGUUUAAACUAACAGUCAUUAUUUAUUACUGAGAAAGAUUCUCAUCCUAUCAGUUAAUUAAGGUGGCCUUAUAUUGACAGAAAAGGAAUUCAUUCUCAUUCACUCCACAUCUGGGCCAUUGAGAUCAGCAGAAUACAAGUGGGAACAAAAAACUGACCCACACUUGUUUGAAGAGCAAGCAUUCUACAAAAGGGUUUGCAAGCAGUCCUCUUCAGUGAAGCAAGUCAUCUUCAACCAUGGAUACUUUAGAGAGAUCUCUAAUACCUAGAACCAAACAACAGGAAGCAUCUGGAAAAAGUCUAAAUAUAUGAUCCCGGAUUUUUUUUUUUUUAAGCAGCAGGACCAGGACUUGAACACAGGCCUUCUAGUUCCAGGCCUAGUACUCUGUCUUGCUACACAACAGAACAGAAUAAUUAAUGAGAAAAAAAGGGGGAACAACUCCAGGAUCUUGGUCCUGGACCUAAAGAUGAUGUACAAUUCAAAGACCAUUUGGGCUGUGCUAUGCCAAGUUAAUAGGAAGACAGCAAUAAAAUGAGUCCCACUCUUGAGCAGUUAGAUUUUUAGUAAGGGAAAAUGACAUAUAUGAAGCUAAGAGUAUGCAAAAGACAGGAUAAAAUAAAAUGGGAGUUUGGGGGAUGAGGCAGAACGGCUUCCAGUGGGGAUAGGGGAAAGAGGAACAUGGGGAGGGGAAGGGAGAAGGGGAGAGAUUAGGAAUAGAGUCCACAACUUUUACCCACGUUUAAACCUCCAUAGGACACUACCCUUUCCUGAUCUUUCUUGCUGUUAUGAUUCUCCACUUUUUUUUUUUUUUUUUUUAUAGCUUUGGCCCCUAUCAGUUUGUCUCGCCAUAAUCCUCUGGGAUGACACUUCCUUAGAAUCAGACAUUGCUACCAAAGUUCCUCCAACUCAAGCUUUCCUUCUCUGGUAAAUAGAGCUACCUGCUAGGACAGACACAAUCAAGACCCCCAAAUAAGACUGCUCUUAUUUGUAUUCGUUUGUUUUACAUGGUUAUCAGUGGGUAUCCCUUACACCCCCUCUAUAAGCAGAAGAUGAGGCAAGAUUCAUUUUCACCUUUGUGUUCCUAGAGCCGGGUACAGGGCCCUAGCCACUGUUUAAUAAUUGAAGGGGUAAGAGAAUGUGGUUGAGCCAGGAAGGAAAGGAAUUAUCUCCUGUAUUCAAUAAUUUCCAUCUAGUACCUUACAGUUUACACAGCAGUGGCUGGUACAAAUAUCAUCUUAGAAGCAGGAUCCCAUAGUGGAAUGACAGACCUGAAAUCAGACUUACGACUGAAUUUUGCCUCAGAUACUCUAAUACUGGGAUCUCUGUGACUAAAGGUAAAUUACCUAAGUGCUUUGUGCCUCCGUGCCUGAAAUACCUACCAAUGUAAAGACCAAACAAGAUAUAGUAAAGCACUCUACACAUCAGUUUUCAUUAAUUUUAUAGAUUGAUAAACAGACUCAAAGGAAUGAAAUAUGCCUUUCCGGCCAGCCAAUCUUGCUUCUGUUCGACCAUCACAAGCGUCCACAAUGUGACUUGGGCAGGGGUAAAUUCUUUUGAGGAGCCAUUUGUUAGAAGAAGGGAGUGAUGAGGUGAUCAGUAUUCUAUUCUGUGUUAAGGUACUGAGAUGUCUUCUCAAAGACACUCUGGGAAAAACAGAUGAAGUCUACAAAGUUACUGAUCCUGGUUCAAAGAGAGGAGAGGUUGUCAUUUAGCCUGCAAGAAGUGAACAUUCCACACCCAAAGAAAGUCACCAUCAGCCUUUAUGGGUAACAGAAACCAGACUCAGAAAUCUAGAGUGAUAACAAUUUACUUCCUCUUCUAGUUAUUCUUCUAGUCUUGUUCUUUUGGGGGACAAAAAUGUGGUUUACCCCCCAAAAGUGUACUAAACAAGGGGAAAGGAACUCUAGCCAACUUUGAAGAGAAAGCUUGUACUAUGCAUGGCCAAUUUCCAGUCUGUGCAGAAAAGAGGUCAUUGUAGAACAUGGUGGUUUAAUAAGAUACAUUCACUUCCCCGCUCACUCUCAGAGCUCUAAGAAUUCCAAGAUAAAGCCAGAAUGAAAUCAGUCAGAGCAGUGUUCAGCAGCUGAUACAAUGUUAGCAGGUCUAUUAUUCCCCAUUUAGCUCAGCAGACACAAGGCCUUGAGGGAAUAAGUAUUGAACCUCCCUGGAAAGGGAGCCCUUCACCAGGUAACAAUUUGGACUCUGGAUCAACAUCAUCUUUGGGCUAAAUACCAUUCUCUCUUAAAAGAUAUUUGGAAAGGGAUUCCUCUUAUCUUAGAACUAAGCAAGAUGAAAAACAAAUACUUAGGGUUAAUUCACAAAAAUCAAAAUAACAUCUCUCAGAGACCCAAGGCAGAAACUAUCAUAUAAUUUACACGCAGGAAUUGGCCCUCAAAGUGCCCCAGAUCCAGAGCUGGAAGGGAUCUCUGAGAUCACACAGAGUGCAGGCCUCUCAUUUUACAGAUAAGAAAGCCGAGACGCGUAGGCCUCUGCCCCAAGUUACACAGCCAAGUCACUAGUACCUCUCGGACUGUCCCUACAUAGUUCUGCUUUUCACCAAGGCAGGUGAGCGAUUUAAUGAUGGGGGAACAAGCUGAGAGCUAACCCUCUACAAGUAUCAGCUGGAGCCAUCAAGAUCCUGGACCACUGUGGAGCUGGAGGGCAAAUGUGAAAUCUGAACCCGAUUCCAAAGGCUGCAUAUAAGGCCCCCAGAGCCGAGCUUGAAGCCUACAGCUCUUUCCACUUACACGCUGUGAUUUUAUCUGAGUUUUCUUCAGGAUAAAACACCAGCAUCUCCUCCUACUGCCUCUCAUGUGAGCUCUACCGUCCUCCGCUAGGGACCACCUAACAGCAAAGUCACUAACCUGAACUCUCUGGUCUGCUUGGAUUUAGGUGAAUAUGCUUCUAAUGGGAAUGACCAAAAACUUUGCCAUUUUCUUCGUGGUGUUUCAAGAAGAAUUUGACAGCACUUCAGAGCAGAUCGGCUGGAUUGGCUCUUUACUGUCCUCGGUCCGCUUCAUAGCAGGUAGCAGACAAGCCUGUUUCAGAGAGUGGGUGCCCCAAACCAGCCACCGAGGCUGAAGGAAGACAUUGGGCAAGGUUCCCUUGACCUUGGAACCUUUACCAAAAUUCACUCUGACUGCUCAGCACCCAGUUCCUUCAAGGAGAGUCUUCAUCUACAUUCUAUUGAGUGCCUAAUUACAGUGCAGACCCAACUUCCAAAAUUAAUGAUUAUAUAUCUUUCUUAAACCCUGCAAAUCCCAUAGCAUUAGCAUGGUUUGGCAGGCUGGACAUCAUCAGGUCAAAUAUUCAAGGUCUAUUCCAUAAUACAUUCAUGGGCACACCAUGGAUGCAACUAUCCUCCCCUACCCAUCACUCACCACCUUAAUUCCAAUAGAUGGACUGAAAGCUGAAACACAGCAAACUGACUCACAUUUUUCUGCUGAAGUACUUUAAAAUGAAUUUUCACUAUACUAGUCAUCCCAACUUCACUAGCAUCUAACACGAUAUGAGUACCCCUUAGAUAUAAAGAGGAAGGGCAGAAAAUGCUAUGGACUUUCUAUUAAUAAAAAGACAGCUUAAUGGGCUGUCCUGACACUGGUGAUUCACCUUUUAUCCCCAAAUAUUCUGAAGAUUGCCUUUCAGCUUCAACUUCUCCUUUACUAAAAUAAAUCCUUAUUCACCUUCUUGAACCCUCAUUUCCAUUCAAGCUGUUAUCUCCUCUCCCUUUUGUCUUUCCUUAAAUACUAGAGCUUUCCAAAACACACUGGCCAACAGAUUGUUAGAACACUUCUCCUAUACAUUCCUUUAUUCUAUUAUUACUUCUAUCUCUCAUUGCUCUUGGUCUCUCCUAACAUUUUUACAAAGCCACCUCUCCCAGGCUAUUACCCAAAUGAAGCUUCAAAACUCAUAUGCUCCCAAUUAAUCGUCCUUUUGGUCUACACAUUCUGAAAUUCAACUGGGUCCAUCAGAUAACCCAGAAAAACUGUCCAUUUUUUAAGUGGUAGGCCUUAACUUUUCCUUCAAACCUUCUUCAUCUUAGAAAUCACAAAAUAACAAUGGUGCUGGAAACUCUCCUUCCUCAUUUAUGCUAUAAAGUUUGACAUCUGUUGUCUUAGUUUCAAGAAUAACCUUUCUUUUUCAAGUCUCAUUCCCUUUUCCUAAGGUCCACUGGCUGCCAUAUUCUGUGAAAAAUUAGGAGAGAAAUCUACAUCCAUUUUUGGUGCUCUCCUUAUUUGCACUGGAUAUUUGAUCAGCAGCUUGGCCACAGGCAUCUCCUUCCUCUGUAUAUCUAUGGGACUUCUACCAGGUUUGGGCUCUGCUUACGUAUACCAUGCAGCUACUGUGAUAACUGCUAAAUAUUUCAAAAAACGACUGGGCCUUUCAAUGGCUAUUGCUCGUUCAGGGAUGGGGCUGACAUUUAUGCUGGCACCUCUCACAAAAAUCUUGAUUGAUGAAUAUGACUGGCCGGGUGCCCUUCUACUACUUGGAGGGAUCUCAUUAAAUUUAGUGCCCUCUACUAUGCUCUUAAGACCGAUCAACCUUAAAAAGGAAAAGCCCAUGGCUACCGGAAGUCCGGAUGCAGUAAGACCACUGGAAGUUCUAGCCAGCAACUAUGAAGGGCAGUCUCCCACUGAAAAGUGUUUAGUCAAUAAGGAUGGACGAACUGGUCAAGAGGCAACAAGCUCGGGAUACCAAGAGGAUGACGGAGAGGUCUUUAGCAACAAGCCUCGUUUUGGAGACAAAAAUGCCGUCCCAUGGACCCACCAGCUUCAUCUUGAUUUCUCUCUAAUUAAGAAUCCUUUGCUUUACCUAUUCACCUGGUGCUUUCUCUUCAGCCAGCUAGCGUAUUUCGUCCCUACGUUCCAUCUGGUAGCCAGAGCUAAAACUCUGGGAAUCGACACUAUGGAUGCCUCCUAUUUAAUUUCAAUGGCUGGAUUCACAGAGACCAUCCUGCAUCUGCUGUCCGGAUGGGUCGCUGACCAGAAGUGGAUCAAUAACUAUCAUUGCUACAAGGCUUACCUCAUCCUCUGUGGCAUCACCAACCUGCUUGCACCUUUAGCCACCACAUUUCCUCUACUCAUGACCUACUCCAUCUUCUUUGCCAUUUUCUGUGGCUCUUAUAUGGCGCUCAUAGUCCCUGUAAUGAUUGAACUUGCUGGGACUUCUGCACUAAAUAAAUUGUUGGGAUUUACUGUCUUUUUUGCUGGACUGGCUGUUCUUUCUGGACCACCAAUAGCAGCAGACAAGGGAGAAUCAUCAGGCAUCAACCUGGUCUUUAACUCAACUCAAAUGACACAAUUGACUGGGAAGGUUUUUGUUGAACAGCAGCAAUCAAGUCUGUGGCUCUUAUCUCUACUCUAAUGUUAAAAUAUUAAAGAAGCAGCAAAAAUAUUAAACCACUGACUGAAUCGGUCUUUCUAGCAGGUACUGAACAUUUUAAGACUUGUCUUAAGAACUGUGUGACAAAAUGUCAGAAAUAAAGUCAGAGAUGGAUCUUUCCACUUCAGUGCAAGUUACAAAAAAUAUUCUCUUUCCUGCUCAGGUCUAACUGAAAUAUAUGACUCUCUUAGUGCCUUCUAUCUCUUUAUAUAAUAAGACUGCUACAGAAGACAACUUUUCCCAGGAAUCCUCAAUCUGAACACCUACUGGUUAAUUGCUUACCAGAAAAUUUAUUUCUCCCUUCCUGGAUAAGUGAAACAAGGGGGAAAAAAAAGUUAAUUCUUUAUUACUUGUUUUCAAUUCAAUUCAGGCCAACAAAGAGUGUGAGGAAAUUUUAAAUAGAACAUAACUGCCUUUACUCCAUUUUAAAGUCCAAGUAUACUCACAUAUGCUUUCAAGUAUUUAUAAAAAUUAUUUCACGCAUUUCUUUAUUAUGGAUGUAAGACCAAAAAGUAGAUAAAUUCAUAAUUAGAACUUAACUGAAAUUUGCUGAUGUCUGAGUACUGCAUAAGUACCUCACAGAAUAAAAAUGAAUUUGACAUUGUUCACCAUCAACCUUUCCAACCCCAAAAAGUUACUGUGAUUUCUGUCAGAUCUCAGUAAUACACCAAGGAGACCUCCAAGAAGUUUGGCUCAGUAUGAUCCCAGCUUGAAGCAGAUUUCCUAGACCCACCCUGGGUUAAUCCCAAGAUUGCCCUUAUGACUUGAACCAUGUCAGAAAUAUCCUUUGUAGUUACCCAAACUUUAUCACUAGGUUCUGCUACCUGAGAUAAUUUUUUAAAUUUCAAUGCUCAAACUUCAGAACAUUUUCUUUGAUUAUUAAUCUCAUCUCAAUGAGUCUUUUGAUUUAGGGAAAUCUGAAAGAAAUUCUAAUACCCUUAACAAACCUGAGCAGGCUAUGAAGCAAAUAGUCCUCAAAUCCUAAAUACAAAUACAAAGCAAAAAAAUGAAAUGACUUACCUUCAAUUCUUCAUGAUCCAUCUACAAUGCAUGACUAAUCUUUAAACUGCUAAAAGCUCAAAUCUGUUAAAUUGUCCCAUCAAGGAUUGGAAUUAAAACUUACCUGUCAAUAAAGUACAAAAGUAAGUCGUUUUUCCCCAAUUCACUUUAUGGUAUCACACAAAAAUUAGAUUAAUAUGCACCCUCAUCUUUUAAAGGUUUUUUUUUUUCUUCCUUCUAAAAUAUUCUUUAAAAAAAAAUUCACUCAUAUUUUUGAGCCUGAGCAAACCCUUAGAGAAGGAACAAUGCAGAAAUGCAUACAGUGACUCAGCAAGCUGCAUUUACCACAGAUUUUAAUUAUCAAUAACAGUUCACUCAAAUAUCUAGAACUAUGAAUUACAUGUGGAAUUUGCUCUUUUAAGAAGUGUUGGGUUUCCCACUCAUUAGAAGUGUUGAAACAAAAGGCUGGCUAUUCAUAUAGUAGGCAUUUUGUAGAGGAAAUUCUUUUGGGGGUUUAUCUGGACUAAAAUUACUAAUGGCCCUUUCCAACCCUGAAAUUCUGCAAUUCAUCAAGUGUUAUCUCCUCUAUCUAAUGAUGCAAGCUUAAGACCUUAAGGCACUUAAACUUUCUCCUUCCAUUUUUUAUUUUAUCUUUCAGAUGGGUGGAAUUUUUGUAUUUUUUUCUAAAACAGAUCCACAAAGGUUAAAUGACUUAUUCAGUCCAUAGUGGAAUUCAGGGCAACUUCUAUAUUAGAAUCCAGUUUCCAAAGUGAGUAAUUACAAAUUGACUAUAAUCUCAGGUAGCUCCCUAAUUCUGAUAUAGUUACCUGGGUUUUUAAUACUACUUCUGCCACACUAGCCAGGUAACCAAGGGGUGAGCCAAUUUCUCUUUUGGACUUCCUCACCAUCCAUAAAAUAAGAGGGUUGGCUAAGGUCCCCUUCAAGCUCCUUCUAGAUAGGACAUUCUGUGACUUGGGGAGAACACAUUAAUCACGGCAACUCCCUAUGAAAUGCUAGCAAAAUGAAACUUUGCUCUCUAUCACCCUCCUCACGCCUUGGAAUAUUAGAACACUUUUAUUCAUAUUCAAGAAUUUCUAUUAACCCUAACCUCUCUCCGGUUCCACACAGACACAGUUUCACCAGUUUUAACCAGCCACCUGAGACUUGCUUCCAGAUACUGAUCACUAUGUUAAGUAGCUAAAUUUCAAAGAGAUUCACUGUUUUUGUCUGAUGUUCUUAAUCUUUUGAAACCCAUUUUUCCUGAUCUCCAAAUGGGUGAAGGGUAAGAGGGACAGACGGCUUACACAUGUGCCCACCAGACACCACCACAAGGCACCUAUUGUGUCCUGUAGCCGCAAAAGACAAACUAUAAAUUAUUUUAUUUACAUCAAAUUGUUCUUGUAACAUAUCUAAACCCUGUAAGCUUCUAUUUAACUCGACUGUCCCUGAAGUUCAUGAGACCCUAAAUCAAAAAACAAAGUAUACCUCCAAAGAGCCUUUAACUUUUCCUUUUGGACAAGAACAGAUCUUACUGUGAGGAGGAGAGGGAGUUCCUUCUACCAACAAGAAAAAGAAACUUCUCAGGAACUUUUAGCUUCCUGGGAUUACCUGGGGCACUGAGAGGCUCACCUGGCCAGUAAGUAAUAGAGGGAAGCCCAGAGCACUCUGACCUAAACAGGGAGACACCCCUUCUCCCUUAAAAUGUCACGUGCUUAAAUGAAAUAAACUACUAAAAUGGGCUGGGAAGAGAAUCCAGUGGGAAAUAUGGAUGAUUUAAAAACAUGAUAUUAACAACAAAUUGUUUUUAAUAAAGCAUCAAACACACACACAAAGAUAAGCCUUCCACAGGUGUGUCAAGGGUUGGGGGGGAGGUUAACCAGGAACUUACAAGCUUAAUACCUUCCAGGAAAGAGGCAGGUAUAUCUUUCAAGUGAGGGGCUUUUCAGUUUAAAUUGAAGAUGUAAGAGAAGAGGAAUAGAAGAGUUCUCUCCCUGUGAGUUUUAGGACAGCUCAGUCCAACACAACACAAUUCAAGAGGCAUUUAUCAUAUUCAAGGUACUGCCAAUGCCCAAGGCUCUAGGGAAUCCUGCAGCCAACAAUUAAUGAAAAGGAUUACUCAAUUAAGGCUUGGUAAAAGCAUGGGUUGAGUCUGUCCUUGAGGACUUCUCUUGGGGACCCUGGGCACACCGAUGUUUCCAAAAGCACUCAGAGCACCUCACUUUCAGAGCUGUGAAGCAGUGUUUUACUAUCAAGACUUACAACAUCCUGGACUCGAAAUAAGAGUUCUUUUAUCUGACUGAGCCUUAAAACAACAGGGUCCAAGGCCUAUAGCCCUCAACAGAAAUAAGCUGGGCACGGUCACUGUCCUGCAUAUUGCCUCUGUGGGAAACCAGAUGCUACCCUCCAGGUGGCAGAAAUUAGCUUGUUUUCUGGGCAGAGGCAGCUUGCCUAGUGCAUCGUGGACGCUCAAAACACAUCCCUACUAGCAUGAGUCCAGUCUGAAACAGGACUGAUCAUGUCACCUUCUGACCCAUAACUCAAACUCUGUAUAUCUAAAUCUCUCACACAUCUCUACUCUGGAUUUCCUAACAAUUUAAAAGCUUCUAGAGUAACAGUUCAUUGCCAUUGUCUAAUGGUCUGAAUAUUCUGGGGAAAAAAAAGGGGUGUCAAUGGCAUUCCUGAUCCUUCUGAUACAUCGGUCAAAUUGAUCUUACAUUUCAUUAUCUGGCUAGACUUGGCAGGCCACAAAGUAGUUCUCAACUUGCUAUUGUGAGCAGCCAAGUCUAGAAAAGUUGAGAGACCUCAUUUAUUAAACGAGACAGUGCACCAAUAUUUCUGUUUAAGCCCUUUUUGACACAGAGCUUUCUGACACACACCUAUUGCUACAUUAAAUAGCAUUUCAUCUUUACUUAGUCUUUGCUGGUAAAAGUCAAUACUAAUCCAAUAGCUGGUGCCUAAUUCCUUCUUUCCUUCUCCAUCAUCUUUCUUUUUUCUUCUCAAUCACCUUUAUUAUCUCUAUUUUUAAACUAUAUUUAAGAUAUUUCUUUAAAAUCUAACUGCUCUCAAGUGCACAGACCAGAGAUUGACAAACAAUCUUUAUCUCAAGAUCUACUUUUGAUUCUCCCAAAAUUUUAAGGUCACCAAAUAUGGAGGAAAGUGGGUACUUUGGGGGUAUGGGAUGGUGGCAACCAGAUGGGAUGCUGACCACAUCAUAAAGUUUUCAAUUCUUGCCUCUUCUUGACCAGAACCUUCUUGAAAUAGCUCCUCCUUCAAUCAUAUGCUGUUAUAUUUGUAUGUCAUUUUCAAAAUUAAAUUUCAUUUUUUUAAACUCCAAAUUUUGCCUUAAGAUUUAUUUGUGUUGAAGUCUAUGUGAAAUGCCAAAUAAAUCAAAUUAAAUUAAGUUCCUAAGGGUAUAUGACUGAAGGAUGGUACUGCUAUUUCAAGAAGGUUCUGGUCAAGAAGAGUCUUACUUUGGGACAGUCUUCUUCACAGAAAUUUCUC